Messenger RNA from Gracilinanus agilis (Agile Gracile Mouse Opossum), 2983 nucleotides. It is a transcript of the gene BSDC1, whose product is annotated as BSD domain containing 1. The coding region runs from base 1 to 1281 and encodes 426 amino acids. NCBI's taxonomy places the organism in Eukaryota, Metazoa, Chordata, Mammalia, Didelphimorphia, Didelphidae. The record is from RefSeq and is a predicted model, not a curated record. The transcript is spliced from 11 exons. Gene Ontology annotation, cellular component: cytoplasm.
AUGGCGGAAGGGGAGGAUGGAGGUUGGUGGAGAAGCUGGCUGCAACAGAGCUACCAGGUUGUCAAAGAGAAGUCCACAGAAGCCCUGGAAUUCAUGAAACGGGACCUAACAGAAUUUAGCCAGGUGGUACAACAUGACACAGCAUGUACCAUUGCAGCCACUGCCAGUGUGGUCAAGGAAAAGCUGACUACUGAAGGUUCAUCAGGAGCAACAGAGAAGAUGAAGAAGGGGCUCUCUGACUUCCUUGGGGUGAUCUCAGAUACAUUUGCUCCUUCCCCUGACAAAACCAUUGAUUGUGAUGUCAUCACCUUGAUGGGCACACCAUCAGGAACUACUGAACUUUAUGAUAGUGCCAAGGCUCGCCUAUACAGCCUACAGUCAGACCCUGCAACAUACUGCAAUGAGCCCGAUGGGCCUCCAGAGCUGUUUGAAGCUUGGCUAGCCCAGUUCCACUUGGAGGAAAAGAAAGAAGAGAUCUCCAGUCUGCUCAUCAGCAGCCCCUCCAUCAGGGCCCUCUACACCAAGAUGGUCCCAGCAGCUGUUUCCCACUCAGAAUUCUGGCACCGCUACUUCUACAGGCUCCACCACUUAGAGCAGGAAGAGGCCCGGAGGGAUGCUCUGAAACAGCGGGCAGAACAAAGUGUCUCAGAGGAACCAGGCUGGGAGGAAGAAGAAGAAGAGGAAAAAGCUGCUGCUAUCUUGGGCCCUACCCCAAGUGCUAAGGGUUGGGCCAGCAGUCCUCAGAGUCCUUCUGAAGAGAGUUUGGGAGUUGUGGCUACACACUCAUCCGAGGUCACCCCUUCAGAAAGCAGUGAGAGUGUCUCACUUGUGACCCAGGUCGUCAACCCUGCUUUUACACCUGAAGCCGCAGCACUAAUGCAGCCAGCCCCUACUAAAGACCUCUCCCAAAAGCUUUUGGAAGCGACUUUGGAAGACCCUGUUCCCACAGCUGAUACAGGAGAGACGGGCCCACCACCUGUGGAACGGCCCAAGCCUUCAACCCCCACUGGUCGUCCGAGCAGCUCUGAACCCAAACCAGUGAUCAGAGUAGAGACUCUGAGAGAGGAGGGACCAACAGACUUACGGGUGUUUGAAUUGAACUCGGACAGUGGGAAGUCUACACCUUCCAACAAUGGGAAGAAAGGUUCCAGUACUGAUAUCAGUGAAGACUGGGAGAAGGACUUUGAUCUGGACAUGACUGAGGAGGAGGUGCAGCUGGCAUUGUCCAAAGCCGAUGGAUCUGGAGAGCUGGAAGAUGUGGAGUGGGAAGACUGGGAAUGAGGUGGGAGGGCUUGGAGAGGACACUCCUCCACACCACACGGCUCCCACCUCCCUCCUCAGCCCCGUCCUGGAUGGCCCCAUGGACAUUCCUCCAGCCACCUGAUGCUGUCUGUUCCAUCUUCUGAGUCCAACACAUGCUCCUCUCCAGGAGGGACCUCUCUGAGGCCAGACAGUCAUGUGACCUGUGCCAAUUCUAGGCUUGGGGGGAGGGGAAUCCCACCACCACUACCACCACCACUUUAGAAGAGCCCAGAUUUCUCUGCUGUAAAUCCACUGUCCCCAGGCAGUACCCGCAGUGGCCUCUUGUCCUCUGCCUGCUUGUGUGUAUGGAAGCUAAAUCUACAGACCACUUUAGAGCCCCAGUGGAGCUCAUUGCUUACCUGCUAUCCCCUCCACGGCCUGUCUCCCUUCCAGGAUCAAGGCUCCAAGAAAGGAGGGGCUGACUUCAGAAAGUCCUUUUCCUGCCUUAGGUCUGGUUCCAUCUCUUCCCUGAGCAUCUGCUUUCCCUUCCCCAGGUCUUUCCCCACCCUACCAUAGGUGGCCUUCUUUGUCUGACUCUACUGGCUGGGGCAGUGAGGGGGCAGUGGGGAAAGGGGACGUGUUCACUUGUCUUCAGGGGAAUGUUCCCUAGAAAGGCUGUUCGUUUGUAGGGAAUGUCCACAUCUUAGGGGACUCCUCUCCCUUUACACCAGGCCUUUUCUCUCUAUUCAUGAGGCCCAAGUGAUCUCUGUCUUUCAGAUUUCUAAGUGGGGACUCUCCUAGUAGUGAUUGGAGACCAAACGCUGCCCACCGUCACCACAUCCCUGGUAUUUCUAAAGCACCCUCUCUCCCAGUGCCUCUUCACAGCACCUGCUUCUCCAACACUCAAGGAGCUGAGCUACUCCCAGGCCUUUCAGUCUGUGAGGACACGCUCUCCUUACAUUUCUUGCUCUGCUCUCACCUCCCUGAGCCGGGGGAGCCACUUCAAGCUCUUGUUCCUUGGCGGGGUGAGGGAUGGACCUUCUGCAGCCCUUUUCCUUGGACUAAGAAACACACCUCUUCACAAACAGGAUUGAAGGUACAGUCACAGCCCCCAAAGAACCCUUUUACAGCCUUCAUUGGGUAAGCCAUGAGUUUCUUCUCAAGACACCCCAUUGCUCCUCCUUGGGGCCUAUUGUAGAGCAAGUAGGCACACCUGCCCAUGCUCAUCUACACUCACCUCCUGACAUCAUUUGGCUAGCGUGAAUUCCCCCCCUGGCCUUAAGGGCCCAUGGUUCUGGGGAGACAGUGGCUUCUGUCCUCAUUCUCUCUUAGCCUCCUUCUCUGGGUAGGGAGGGGCACCCUCAAGCUGCUUCCCAUUGCACAUACAGAAGCUGGUGUGUUUGACAACCAAGGUCAUGGGAAAAGGGGAGGGAGAAUGACCAAUCAGUCACAUUCAUCAAGAAAGUCCAGUUGGGGAUUAAAAUGCUGAAUCUUUCUCUGGGGUGGGAGGGUGGGGGUUUUCUCUUUGUAAUCUGUUUAGUUUAACCUUUUUGGUUGUUUGUGCAAUAUUAUAUAUUUUAAAUUAUAAUGCAUCUCCCCAGAGCAUUUUGUAGCUGGGAAAAUGAAAAAAAAAAAGAUUCUAACAGCUGUUAGUUUUGUAAUUUAAAAACCCCUCAAAGAAACUUUGUCCUGAACCUUUUGCAGACAUGCAGUUAACAGCUAUUAAAGACAUUCGACAUUA